AUGAAGACCAAAGAAGCCGCAGAAGUUCUGGGCUGCUCAGUAGAUGCCUCGCCAGAAGAAAUCAAGAAGUGUUUUAGACGACUCGCUAUGAAAUGCCACCCUGAUAGACCAGGUGGUUCGGAAGAAGGCUUUAUGCGUCUUAAUCAAGCCUACGAUCUUAUGCGCCAAAAGGACAAAGAUCAAUCUAAUCCCAUAACCAAGAACAUGUUCGACCGUUUCAGACAUAUUUAUGAAGGUUCCUCAGAAGAACAAGAAGAGAUAAUCAGUCUUUAUCGAAAAUAUAAAGGUAGUUUAGCCAAAAUAGUUGACCAUAUGCUCCUAGGUGAAGACGAACAAGAACCAAGAUACCGAGCUAUUUUAGACCCACUAAUCACAGCCGGAACUCUACCUCAAUAUCCUGCCUAUCGCCGCCACCUCCUAACUAACAAAAAGCGACAAGAAAAGCGACAAAAAGAAGCCGAAAUGGCAGCUAAACUAGCACAAGAUUUGGAGGCAAGAGCCAGCAAUCGAGAAGAUCGUUGGAAUGCCAUGAUCGCCAAAUUAGAGGCACAAACUACCCGAAAGCAUAAAUAA
Messenger RNA from Nematocida homosporus, 573 nucleotides. Its product is annotated as DnaJ-like protein subfamily C member 9. Bases 1 to 573 code for a protein of 190 amino acids. The record is from RefSeq and is a predicted model, not a curated record. Gene Ontology annotation, cellular component: nucleus; cytoplasm. The transcript has a single exon. Lineage: Eukaryota; Fungi; Microsporidia. Gene Ontology annotation, molecular function: heat shock protein binding.